Scleropages formosus (Asian bonytongue) is the source of this 2524-nucleotide messenger RNA. It is a transcript of the gene fa2h, whose product is annotated as fatty acid 2-hydroxylase. NCBI's taxonomy places the organism in Eukaryota, Metazoa, Chordata, Actinopteri, Osteoglossiformes, Osteoglossidae. The record is from RefSeq and is a predicted model, not a curated record. Gene Ontology annotation, biological process: lipid biosynthetic process; fatty acid metabolic process. Bases 251 to 1411 code for a protein of 386 amino acids. Gene Ontology annotation, molecular function: iron ion binding; fatty acid 2-hydroxylase activity; heme binding. The transcript has 7 exons. Gene Ontology annotation, cellular component: endoplasmic reticulum; membrane.
GGUGCGAAAGGUUAACACGCCGACAGGUGCUUGUGUAAGCGCUCGCGCUCAGGUUGCCCUCGCGGAGCCGAGCCAGUCAGGUACCUGCUGAAUUAUUCAUGAGUAUGCUAAUGAGCGCGCCCUGCUGCGCGUAGAAACUGGGAAGCGGGCUGGAAGUUGCGAGACAGCGGUCGGCCGGUCUGUUAGGGCGGAUCUCACGGGCGGUUUUCCGAGUCAUUUAUGUCUUUGUGGACACUUAGAGCUGGAGUCGAUGUCUCCCUCGGUGUCCCCCCGCUUUUUCUCGCCCGCGGAAGUGGCCCGGCACCGCACCAAGGAGUCCUGCUGGGUGCUGGUGGGCGAGCGCGUCUACGACGUAACGGGCUUCCUGCGGAUGCACCCCGGCGGAGAAGCGCUCAUUCUGCGGCGCUCGGGAACGGACGUCAGCGCCGAGCUGGAGGGACCGCCGCACCGGCACUCGGAGAACGCGCGGCGCUGGAUGGAGCAGUACUACAUCGGGGAGCUGGACGGGGAGCCGGAGGAGCCGGACACGGAGGGCGCGGACAGGGACGGAGGAGCCCGCGGCCGGGACGCGCAGGUGAGGGAGAGGAGGAAGGCCCCUGAUCCCACGGAGGAGGAAGAGCCCCCUGCAGCCAGCCGUUGCAGUAAAGUGGACCCCAAAACGGAUCUGGUGGACUGGGAGAGGCCCCUGGCAUGGCAAGUGGGCUACCUGGGUGAGAACUAUGACACAUGGGUACACCAGCCUGUGGAUCGACCCAUUCGCCUCUUUCAAUCUGAAUUUCUGGAAGCCAGCACCAAGACUUCCUGGUACAUGGUUCCCGCUGUAUGGAUGCCCCUGGUUUUCUACUUGAGCUGGUACUGCUACACCACCCUCUCACAGGAAAAGACCAGACUGCACCUCACCACAGAAUACUCCAUACUGGUACACAAAUACAGCUUCCCGCUGAUCUUCCUGGUGGGCAUGUUCCUGUGGUCCUUCAUAGAGUACUGCAUCCACCGCUUUGUGUUCCACAUGCGGCCCCCUGCCCACAACUAUUACCUCAUCACCCUACACUUCCUGCUGCACGGUCAGCACCACAAGUCUCCAUUCGAUGGCUCCCGCCUGGUAUUCCCACCCGGCCUGGCUGCUCCCGUCAUUGGAGGCUUCUACCUGCUCAUCCAGGCUCUGUUUCCAGAGGGUCUGGGCCUGUCCAUGUUCGUGGGAGGGCUGUGCGGAUACGUGAUGUACGACAUGAUCCACUAUUACCUGCACUAUGGCUCGCCCCAGAAGGGAUCCUAUAUGUACGGACUCAAGGCCUACCAUGUCAAACACCACUUUGAGCAUCAAAGAGCCGGGUUUGGAAUCACCACUAGGUUCUGGGACCGGCCCUUCAACACCCUCAUUCCAGAUGAGACCUUUGAGACAGCCCACUGACUUAGCGGGACCCCACACGCCUUGCAUUGUUCCCCAGUGCACAGCCGUGACCAUGCGUUUGCCCCACCCUCUGCAGUACCCCCUGCCCCUUGCCCCCUACCCCUUGCCCCCCAUCUCUGUCUGGCUUUCUGCUCCCAGCCCUUGUCGCUCCAUCUUCUCUCAUGUCCACCAACUACAGCUGGGUGUCUCCUGUUGAUUAAAUUUCCCGCAAGAGGGACUAAUAUAUGUUUAUUUAUUUAUUGAUUCUCUAAAAUGUUUAAAGGAUAGAAAGUGUGAGAUAAUUUUUACAAAUUUUUUAGCAUUCACAUUAAUGUGUAUUUACCAAACCUUUUUGUCCUUGGUGGACUGUGGAGGAGACAGGAGCGAGAGAGAGAGAGAGAGAGAUGGGGAGAGAAAGUAGAUGAGGGAAUGUGGAUGUUGCUGAGGAUGCCGGGCAUCAUGCUCAUUGCUACACUGGAGUGAGUACCUGGGGUACAGCCAUGUGCCUGGUCUCUCUCUCUCUUUAGCAUUAGCACUGAUGCUGUGGGUCAUUGUCCACAUGUCCAGAACCACAGAUGCCUCUAUUCCAGCUGCUUUUAAAACCUUAUUACCCCCAGGCUUCACCAGUUACUCAUUUAUGCCAGUGCAUGUGUAGACAUCUUGGGAGAGGAGCCGAGAGGGGGAAGGGGGAAGUUUAGUGCAUUAAUUGGGUUCUGUGUGCCUGCGCUUACAAGGUGCAUGGACAUCCAGUUGGAGCCCAGAGAACAUGAAGCCAGGGCUCAUGGCAGAUUUCUCUGUAGCCCAAAAAAGGCUUCCUUCCCCUAGUGCCAUCCCUGCUCCACACUUGUAAUCCGCAUCAUCUCCUGGAGUGUGGAGCCAGGGCUGGAGGGGCAGGGAACAGGGGGUAGUUUAUAUAAAAACUGGUUUCAUCCUGACUCAGAGGCACUUAUAUCAUCACCAGUGCAAAUAACAGAGCCAACGGGUGCUUUAGCAGCUACCUGCUUCUCUCUGUUGGUAUGUGAGCUCAACAGGAGAAGGAGGUGGCACAAUGAAAGUGGGGAGGCUGGUCAGUGUGGACUGAGGGGGAAGGAAAGUGGUGCAUAGGGGUGGGCCUGGUUACAGAGAUGAUGAAGA